UACUCGAGAAACCGUCGCUUGGCUCUAGUACCGGCUUUUCAUAAGGAAUAAACAAACUAAAAGCGAAUUUACGAGUCUUUAUGUAGAAGAGUAGUUGUCUAUCUCUAUUAUUAUUAUUUUAUGCAAAAGGCAUACAGUGAAACGUCCCACGCACAAUGCGCUGAGUUAUUGGACUACAAAUUGAAGGUGACGUCAUCUCCGGUCGCCCGGCUGUUGAAGAACCAUUCAAAACUGUUGGCGCUAAUAGCUGCCCACCGUGCACUUACUCUAGUGACGCUAACUGAAUUCAUGAGAAUGGCUCCUAUCAAACUUGUCAUUAAGUGUGGGAACUAUGCUGUGCUGGUGGAUCUCCACGUUCUAUCCCUGGGCGGCCAAGAGGACACUAGCUGGUUCACUACGAGCCACAUCGAGGAGGUUACAACCCUGGUUCAAGAUUCUGUGGACCAGAGGGUUAAGCAGUAUACCGAGUUCCUCCACAAUAGAAGACAGCCCAAACAGAAGAAGGAGCUGGCAUCAGCUUCAGCCUUUUCUGUGAAAGGUGAAAAAUUCAACCUGGUGGGCAAUUUUCUGAAGCGACACUCCAGUCUCAGAUGUAUUGUCAAGCAGGAUUUGCGUGUGUUUCCCGAACGAUAUGUUGUGUGUGUGAGCCGUCCAGAAGAUGCCUCAGCGCACCAUAGAAACCCGAGCCUGCCCGCGACUGAGCUGUGCGAACAAAGCAGAUCUGAAUAUUUUUCCAGUGUGGGAGAAACCCAAGAGCCUUUAAACAGCCCCACGAAAACAAAGAAGACUGUGCUUCAAAAGAUAGCCAAACAAGCCAGUGUCCAGCGAGACCUUUGUGGUUCCACUAUGGCAGAGCAGCAGAUUGACCGGAGAGUCUGUGCUGAAAACCAGAAACCGGAACUUCAAGUUGUCAAGUCAGAAUCGGGCUUAGUGAGUCUGUCCAGAUCUGAACAGAAGGUCCUGUCAGAGGCAAACCACAAGGUGCCCUGCUCCAGUGCAUUAACUGUAGCAGGAGCUCUAAUUCGGACUACUCAAAAGCAGGAGCAGCAUGCUGAGAACAAUCUUCCAGACUGUAUCAACCUAAAUGGGACCUCAGCAGGUUUCUGCCAAAAUGAAAUCAGUCAGGAGACCAGCACGAGCAAGAGGUGCAAGCUGAGUGAUGCUGGGGAAGACCCUCACCCACACGGGGCCAAGAGGAUGUGCCUUGGAAGACCUCCAGCCCUAAUGCAAACUUACUCUGCACAAACAUCCAAGCACGACCUCCUUCCUCUGCCACCCCUUCCUCCACUUGAAGCCAAGGCAGAGUCCCAUGCUUCCCCUGUCUCAGAGUGCAAGAAAACCACACUGGAAGUAGAGCUGCUUACUCCAGGGAAACGAGCCCAAAGGCUCUCCCUCACAAGCAAUAACACGGCACAGACAAACCAAAACAGGCUGGCCGCAAGUCUGAGGAGCCUAUCUGUCAAGCCUGCAUCCUCAGGCUCCUCUAUUGGUUCCAGAUCCACACUCGGAGAGGAGUGGAGUGAAAAUGUGCCCAGAACCUCUAGAUUACGACGACUGAAGAGGUCCUGAGGGGGAGAGAGAGACAGGCUACAGUAAAGAUGCCUGACGCCACAGAAAUAGAGAUGAGACUCUGUCAGACUACAUGCUUCCCCCACACUGUCCAUGUGGUCUGCUCAGAUGACUUGCAUUUGUGCUUGUGUCACUUUUUACUGCGAUAUCUGUUCUUUUCACAUAUGCUGCACACGCACAGAUCAAAUGCUGAACACAUUAUGGCAACUGAUACAUGUGCAUUUGAGUUAUGCUUUGUCAAAUACUUGAAACGGAUCUCUGCCUCCACCCAUAAGUAGUGGUGGUCAAGAGCGGCUCGCAAAUGAAAGUCAAAAACCUUUAAUUGGAGUUAAGAUUUGGUUUUGUGUUAAAGAUUGGGGAUUUCAGACAGGCAGGAGCCAUGCAGUACGUCAUGGCUUUCAGACUCAAAUACUGGCUCCUACGUGUCUCAAAACUGUCCAGUUUACCCGCCGAAGCUCGAGCAUGAUUGAUUGCUGUUUCCAGGUUUAUUUCAUCACCCCAUUCUCAAAAAAAGUGUUUUUGUAGCUAGAUAUUUUUCAUAUACCAGUUAGUUGCUAAGCACCUGAAAACAAAUCUAUAAGUGAAAACAUACUGUGCUGCUUUUUUUUUUUUUUUAAACUUAACCUAAACCAAAUAUAUACAGGAAUGUGAUCAGUUUUUAAAACAGAGGUUGAACAACAGCUGCUGUCACCAGCCCGCCGCUUGGUGUAGGUCCUUAAAUCUGCCCACUGGCCCGAGCCCAGACGGAGAGCCUACUGUCAGCUCCGUUAACAACCCAGUAUUUCUAUUUCACAACAAAAUGUUGACUGAAAAUUUUACUCCUGUUUUAUUUUACUGGAAAGACAUUUCGAUAUAAAUAAAGUUUUCCCUCAGUCAAAACAAAACAAAAAAAGCCCCAUUUGAAUCAUUGUGUAAAAUUCACUGAGAAUUUCGGGAAAGCAGCCGGCACAGAUCUCAUUGCAUUGUUUUCCUCUCACAGAGUCCAAACCAAAUGCUGCUUGUGGCAGUUUGACAGUGGGGUCUGUCCAAAAAAUGAAAAAAUGUAUUAGUGGUUACAACCCGAGUGUCACGACUAGGAGCCAGUUCAGCUAUCAAAUAGGACGAGUUUCACUAAUCUGCCCUAAGGUUUUAGUCCCAACAUGUUGAGGAUCUUUCUCAAGGGAUGUUGUAAUCUCUCGUCUUUGUUUUAAUUCUGGCAAGAAGAGUUUGCCCAAAAAAAAAUAAAGAAAGAACAUAAUAAAUCACUUUUAC
This is a messenger RNA of Neolamprologus brichardi, 2820 nucleotides long. It is a transcript of the gene slx4ip, whose product is annotated as SLX4 interacting protein. The record is from RefSeq and is a predicted model, not a curated record. NCBI's taxonomy places the organism in Eukaryota, Metazoa, Chordata, Actinopteri, Cichliformes, Cichlidae.